Messenger RNA from Pocillopora meandrina, 2667 nucleotides. NCBI's taxonomy places the organism in Eukaryota, Metazoa, Cnidaria, Anthozoa, Scleractinia, Pocilloporidae. The record is from the annotation of a GenBank genome assembly.
AUGUUUGCUCCAAUAGUUGUUUGGUUGUUUUGUUUUGACCAACUCGCCGCCUUGAAGGAAUUUAAGAGAGCUUUUCAAGCUGGUGAUGUCAUGCUUGGAGGACUCACAGUGUUACAUUAUAAGGAUUCUAACGACAAAUGCGGUUUAGACUUCUUUCCCGUUGGUUUCGGUCACGCUGAAGCAAUGAUCUUCACGAUCGAACAGAUCAACAAUGACCCUUCAUUGCUUCCGAAUGUUACUCUCGGCUUCGACAUCCGUGACUACUGCGAAACUGUGUCUGUUGCUGUUAAAGAAACAUACGAGUUUGUGCGAGAUGCAGAUUUGUAUCAUAUGUAUACGAACAGAAAUUUCAGCAUGGAUAACGAAACAACUUCUUGCUACAGCAAAGAUGAUGUUGCUCCUGUUUCUACAAUAAUUGGACCGUACGACUCAGCCAGCUCUGUUCAGAUAGCGACUCUUCUCAGCAUGGCCAAAAUCCCGAUAAUAAGCUUUGCUGCAACGAGUGAAGAGCUUAGUUCCGAUCAAUAUCCAUACUUCUUAAGAACAGUUCCGCCUGACAGGCAACAAGCGAAAGUGCAAGCAGAUCUAUUUGAAUACUUCAAAUGGACAUAUAUUGGUACAGUAGCUCUAGAUGAUUCUUACGGGCGGUUUGGCGUCUCUGCGUUACAGAAAGAGGCAUAUAAUCGAGGAACCUUUUGCUUGGCCUUUUCAGAGUUUGUUCCGCGUCUUCGUGCUGCCACCGAUAUUAGACAGAUUGUGUCACGUAUUAAGCAGCAGAGAAAUGUCAAAGUCAUUGUGGUGUGGGUCUUUGGAGGAUAUGCGAAGCUGUUCUUUGAGGAAGUUCACAGGCAAAAGCUUGGGAAACGGACCUGGAUUCUCGGUGAUGGAACGAGUACAGAGGACAGCGGACUGCUUGGACCGUAUUUUCGUCUACUGGACGGCGCCCUUGGUGUUCAGCCACGCGAUCGCAAAGAUAAAACUUUCCUGAACUACUUGUAUUCUUUAACGCGGAGUAAAACUCGUUUAGGAAGGAAUCCGUGGUGGGAAGAAUACUGGAAAAAAUUUCGGAAUUGCACCCCAGACGCAGACAGCGCAUCCGACCCACAGUGCUCUAAUGUACCUUUGUCAGCAAAUGAAGCUUCCAAACUGUUCGACCCUUACCUUGGCUACCUUAUAGACGCCGUCUAUGCCGUGGCAUUUGCAUUAGACAAGUAUUUUAGUUGUAGCGCUUUAAACUGCGAACUUUCGGGGGAAGCAUGCUCUGAUAGAAAGCCAUUAGCAACUGACGGAAAGGAUCUGUUGUCCCUCUUAAAAAAUGUCAGUUUCAAAGGACUCACUGGCGUCGUAGAAUUUGACCGCGAAGGUGAUCCCAAGAAUUCUUUCUUUGAAAUUGUGAACGUCCAAAUAAAUAGCACGGGAGCUUCAAAGAAGGCCUUGGUAGGAUCCUGGAGUAGUAGUAAGAAACCAAGGUUGUCACUGAACGACUCCGCGAUCAAAUGGACAAACGCUUCUUUUGCUACAAAGGUACCGUCCUCAUUCUGCAGUCAAGUGUGUCCCCCCGGAACUAGGCAGGAGGUAACCACUUCGUGUUGUUGGAAGUGCGUUACAUGUCCGGGGGGCACAGUCAGCAAGUCACCUGGAUCUACCAACUGCACGGAGUGCCCGCGUAAACAAAAGCCGAACGAUGAUAAAACCAAAUGCGAAGAUCUGCCAGUGAAAAACCUUCACUUCAGAGAUGCAGCUGGUGUAUUCCUUUCUUGCGUGACAGCGUUAGGAUUUUGCAUGACUGUGGCUAUGUUACUUGUGUUUGUGAAAUACCGCGAGACACCAAUUGUGAAAGCCUCGAAUAAACAGCUCAGUUUUCUCCUUCUUGCUACAAUCUUCUCCAGUUUUACUCUGGCGCUGUUGAGCAUUGCAGAACCAACUGAUUCUAUAUGUCGCUUGAUUCAGUUUUCUCGGUACGCAAUCUACACCACUUUUGUAUCCAUAUUGUGGCUGAGGUCAGUUCGCAUUUUCGUCGUUUUCCAAGUCGACAGUUCAGAAUUGCCCUUCCAAAGUUAUAUUUCAAGGGUGAAAUACCAAGUCGGUUUGGUUGCUCUAGUGAACAUUGUCGACAUCGUGUUGUUAACCGCGUGGUUCGCUUCGGAUCCGCCAUUCAGAAACGAGAAGAUACAACCGACCCAAUUCAUCUUCUUCACCUGUAAACUGUACGGGUCGUCGGUCGGAAAAGCGUUAUAUUUCAUGGUCUUUUCGUAUGUGUUGUUGCUUUCAUUGCUUUCGUCUUUUUAUGCAUUCAAAGUUCGCAAAGUGCCAGAUAACUUCAACGAGGCGCGCUUCAUCGGCUUCUCGCUUUACAUAAUUUUGUUGUCUGCACUGUGUUAUUACUCGGUGGAUUUCUCAGUGCAGGAUGCUUGGUAUGUUUCUGUUAUAGCCUGCAGCACGACACUAGUUGAUUCGUUUGGCCUGCUUGGUUGCAUGUUUAUUCCUAAAGCUUUCAUUAUCUUGUUCCGUCCUGAAAAAAAUAAGAAAGAGCUCAUAGGGGCUCAGAUCACUGCGUACGUUCGUAAGAACACGCAGUUAGCCAAUGUGAAUACGCGUGAUAGCAGAUCAGAGAUCAACCAUACCUGCCAAAGCAGCUUAAGUGUCGAUGUUGGGUCGAAGAACUAG